Molecule: messenger RNA, 3004 nt
Organism: Paramisgurnus dabryanus
Lineage: Eukaryota; Metazoa; Chordata; Actinopteri; Cypriniformes; Cobitidae
Gene: lef1
Product: lymphoid enhancer-binding factor 1
Biological process (GO): regulation of transcription by RNA polymerase II; canonical Wnt signaling pathway
Cellular component (GO): chromatin; beta-catenin-TCF complex
Molecular function (GO): DNA-binding transcription factor activity, RNA polymerase II-specific; RNA polymerase II cis-regulatory region sequence-specific DNA binding
Source: RefSeq, a predicted model, not a curated record
AAAAGAUGCAUAAAUCCCCGCUUUGCUUUGCUUUGCUCGGGAGUGUCGGUGUGCGCGAGUGUGUGUGGUGUCAAUCAGACCGGCGGCUUGUGUUUCAUCUCUGUACUCAAGAUCAGGGGGAGGAGUGCAAGCCCUACACCCUCUCCAGCCCAACAUUACUCGCAGUCUCUGCUGGGCUCAUUUCUGAAGAGAGACACCUUUUUUUACCCAAGAAACCAAACGGGAAUGACACACAGCAACUGAGGGACAGCACUUUUUUCUGGUAAAUCACGGAAACGGACUGUCCUGCAUUCUGCCAAACUUCAACUUCUGACACAGUUUUACCCCAAAGGAGCCGCUUUGAACUUCAACACCCGACCGGCGAUUUCUAUUUUAUUUCCCACCUGGAUUCGCAGCGUCACGCAGGUACGCGCACUCCCAACGCUCGCACGCGUGUUUGGAACGCGCACGCCGCCGAAAGUAUCCAGGGUCGUCAGCCGCGCGAAUACGGUCUGGGCGUUUUUAGGGUAAGGGGGGACUUUCGUUCACCCGAAAAAUGCCGCAGUUGUCGGGCGGAGGUGGCGGCGGGGACCCGGAGCUCUGUGCCACCGACGAAAUGAUCCCGUUUAAGGACGAGGGAGAUCCGCAGAAGGAGCAGAUUUUCGCGGAGAUCAGUCAGUCCGAGGAGGAGGGAGACCUCGCGGAGCUCAAGUCGUCUCUGGUCAACGAGACGGAGAUCAGUCCAAACGGCAACAAUCACGACGCAGCUAGACAGUCCCAAAUACCACCAGACUCUUAUCAUGACAAGCACAGGGACCAUCCGGAUGAUGGCAAACUCCAAGACUUGUACAGCAAAGGGCACUCGUACCCCAGUUACCCAGGAUACAUCAUGAUGACCAAUAUGAGCAAUGAAUACAUGAACAACGGCUCUCUCUCGCCUCCCAUUCCCAGAAUGUCAAAUAAGGUGCCGGUGGUCCAGCCAUCACAUGCGGUUCACCCCCUCACCCCUCUGAUCACGUACAGUGAUGAGCACUUCGCCCCCGGCCCGCAUUCAGGCCACCACCCUCAAGACAUCAACCCUAAACAAGGUAUGCCCAGGCAUCAUCCCGGACCUGACAUUCCCAAUUUCUACUCCCUCUCUCCUGGGGGAGUUGGACAGAUGACCCCUCCGCUGGGAUGGUUCUCUCAUCACAUGGUACCAGGCCCUCCUGGACCCCACGCCACGGGAAUCCCCCAUCCAGCCAUCGUCAACCCGCAAGUGAAGCACGAACCACAUCACGAUACGGACCUGAUGCACAUGAAACCUCAGCACGAGCAGAGAAAGGAGCAGGAGCCCAAAAGACCUCACAUCAAGAAACCUCUAAACGCUUUCAUGCUUUAUAUGAAAGAGAUGCGUGCCAAUGUGGUGGCCGAAUGCACGCUGAAGGAGAGCGCCGCGAUCAAUCAGAUCCUCGGCCGAAGGUGGCAUGCUUUAUCUCGGGAAGAGCAAGCUAAGUAUUACGAAUUAGCCCGCAAGGAACGGCAGCUCCACAUGCAGCUCUACCCAGGAUGGUCUGCCAGAGACAAUUAUGGAAAGAAGAAAAAGCGGAAGAGGGAAAAGAUCCAGGAACCUGCCUCGGGGUUGCAAAAUUCUGGGAAUUUUGGAAACUUUCCAUGGAAAUUACACAGGAAUAUAUCGGAAUUGUGGCACACGGAUGAAGAUAAGUCAGAUGUCGAAGAAGAUAAUGUUUGUACAGGCCAGAGAAUGAAAACGGCGUACAUCUGAACAAUGGAGGAAAACGAAAUUCUUUUUCUUCCUGCAAAGCAAAGACGGGAGCUACAGGUCCGCUUUUAGAGAUGGAAGCCUGAUAGACUCCUCAACCUCUCACCCCUCCAUCACCUCUUGACCCCUGAGGAAUUUCCAAAGGGUGCCGGUCCUUGAAAACUGCUCGUCAGCCGCAGGCGCCGCUGUAGAGACAUUGAACUGAGAACAGACAAUCAUCAACACAGGCCCUCACGCAGAUCCCCGAACAACCAACGUUCCUUCUCAUUUCUUUUUAUUUUUUUAAUUCACUCCCAAAGCCUAAGGCAUUGCACUGAUUCUGUUCGUUGACCAUUUGUAAAGCGCACAUGUAUACACACGCAACAUAUAUGUUCACACACGUUCUGUUCUUUUAAGUUAUUUUAAGUUAUUUGGCACCUCUGUCCCUUGUGUGUGCACCGUCACCCUCUCACUUUCAUUCACGCCCCAUCAAAUGUAGCAUCGCAGGGGCCUGACACACCUCAAAACGUAUAUAGGGAUCACACUUUGCCCAGGAAAUGAUCUCUCUCGGCUGUUUUGCAUUACUGGUGCAAAUUUUUUUGAUUUGUCUGUUACAUCUUAGGUUCGUUUAUUUUAAAUGCUUUUUUAUUCAUUUCGUUUCUUGGUGUAUAUUUUAAGUGAUUUUUUUAAUCGUAAUUAUAUAUACUGUAUAUAUAUAAUGGUAUAUGAAAAUAAGCUUGGCGACAGGAGAGCCAUUUUUCUUGUCGAAGCUUCUUGCAGAAAUAACAUUUGAAAGUCUUCUUUUUGAUAACUAUUUGUAACGAAUAUUGACCUCUGAGUCUUGCGCAGAUGUAAAAUAAUGCUACGUGUGUACUUUUUAUUGAGAUGUCUGGAUGUCACUUUUCUCGGUAUUUUUGCAGGCAACAUUAGGACAAAGGUGAAGAGUAGGUACCCAGAGGCCUAUAUUUUAUUGAUCGAAAUUGACAAAUGAAGCAGAUAUAUAUCUAUAUAUAUUUACCCCAGCACUUGGUAGUCCUCCUUUUUAUUGCAAUGUACCUCUGUCCUCUCUGGUAGGUAAUAGAGUGGUCUUUUACCAUGUUUAUUCCAUGCAAACAUUUCCACUUUUUUAUGUUCUUUUUUAGUAUUUUCAGGUGUUUUUUUAAACAUUCAUUGUCAUAUUUUGAAUCGUCAACUUGGUUUAGCAUUUUGCUUCCAAGUAGUCACAUCUGAACUGUUUCAACAUGUCUUUUUUAAUGAAAAUAAAUAGACAUCUUUGACUGAAAA